UCUGCAAACGUGCACAUGUUCCCCUUUGGGAAAAGCAUUUUCUUUCUUUCUUUCUGUGACAAUGGGACACAGGGUCCUCCUCCACAGUCAUUACUGCAACAUCAGACAGCAAAGGCGGAGCACCACGGAGCCAAAGCACCCUUGAGGAAGAGAUCCUUGGGGGACACAGGGCGUUGCAUACAACUGGCCAAGAUGUUGAAGAAAACCAUGACAAGCUUUGGCAAGAAGCUGAUCCGGCAGCGCACGGUGGACCUCAGCUCGCAGGAGACUCAGUUAGCCCGCUGCCUCUCCACUCUAGAUCUGAUCGCUCUGGGGGUGGGCAGCACCCUUGGGGCAGGUGUCUACGUUCUGUCAGGAGAAGUGGCCAAGGAUCUAGCUGGCCCUUCCAUUGUGAUCUGCUUCUUCAUUGCUGCAAUCUCGUCGGUGUUGGCCGGCUUAUGUUAUGCAGAGUUUGGAGCCCGUGUGCCCAAGGCUGGCUCUGCCUACCUCUACAGCUAUGUGACUGUUGGGGAGAUUUGGGCCUUCACCACAGGAUGGAACCUUAUCCUCUCUUAUAUGAUAGGAACAGCUAGUGUGGCUCGGGCCUGGAGCUCCACUUUUGACCACAUCAUUGGAGACCACAUCUCUGCUUUUUUCCACAACAGAACAGCCUUGCAUGUGGAAAACGUGCUGGCUGAGUAUCCAGACUUCUUUGCUCUCUUCUUGGUCUUGCUUCUUACAGCCUUGUUAUCAUUUGGAGUGAGUGAAUCUGCCCUGGUGAACAAGAUCUUCACGGCCAUCAACUUGCUUGUCCUCACCUUUGUCAUCAUUGCUGGUUUCAUAAAAGGAGAUGUCAAGAACUGGAAUUUGUCUGAAGAAGAUUUUCAGAACCGAUCACAGGAAUCUGGAAACAAAGCGGGCCCCUUUGGUAAUGGCGGCUUUUUCCCCUUUGGCUUUGAGGGGAUUCUGUCGGGAGCUGCCACCUGCUUCUAUGCCUUUGUUGGAUUUGACUGUAUUGCAACAACAGGGGAGGAAGCACGUAACCCCCAGCGGGCAAUCCCCAUUGGCAUCAUCGUCUCCCUCCUCAUCUGCUUUGUGGCCUACUUCGGAGUUUCUGCUUCCUUGACUUUGAUGGUUCCUUAUUUCCUGGUGGACAAGGAGAGUCCCCUGCCGGAUGCCUUCAAGGCUGUGGGUUGGGAGCCUGCCCGCUAUGUUGUUGCCAUUGGCUCACUCUGUGCCCUCUCUACAAGCUUGCUUGGCUCCAUGUUCCCCAUGCCACGAGUGAUCUAUGCCAUGGCUGAAGAUGGGCUUCUCUUCAAGUUUCUGUUCCGGGUACAUAGCCGGACCAAGACUCCCUUGGUGGCCACUGUUGUGUCAGGCAUCAUUGCUGCCCUGAUGGCAUUUCUCUUUGAGCUGAGGGACCUGGUCAACCUCAUGUCCAUUGGUACUCUGCUGGCCUACUCCCUGGUGGCUGUCUGUGUGCUUAUCCUCAGGUAUCAACCUGAGCCAUGCGCCUACUCCAAAGAUGUGGAAAUGCUCGAGAUGAACGGAAGCGAAGAAGAGAAAGUGAUCAUGAAUCUUGCAGUCAGCGACAGCCAAACUAGACUCAAAGAAAAGUUUACUUGGAAGAAGCUUUUCUGCCCUUCUGAGGAUAUGCCAACUGGCAUCUCUGGGCGCAUUGUCUACAUCAGCAGCACUGUCAUCUCUGUCAUGAUCACUGCUUUGUGCGGCAUCCUCGCACAGAACUGGGAAGCACUCUUGGAAAGGAGUGUUGGCUGGGUCCUGGCCUCUGCGCUUCUCCUGGCUGUUUCGGUUCUUGGCACCAUCAUCAUCUGGAGGCAGCCAGAAAGCAAGACUCGUCUCACUUUCAAAGUUCCUGCCCUGCCACUCCUCCCGCUGCUCAGUAUCUUCGUGAAUAUCUAUCUGAUGAUGCAGCUGGAUGCAGGGACUUGGGUCCGCUUUUCAAUUUGGAUGGCCAUAGGCUUUGCCAUUUAUUUUGGCUACGGGAUCUGGCACAGCGAAGAGGGGCAGGUGGCUCGGCAGUCCCAGUCAGCAUCCACUAAGCCUCUGGAUUCGCCUAGCGCUGACCUGAACCAAGACAUGGCGACAUGAGAUGGUGGAAGUUUAUUCCCUGGUCACCAUCUGUACACGAUGGGUGCUCAGUUUUCUCACCCUACCUCCUGACCUUCCCCGACAAAAGCAGGAGACAAAUGAAUCCUAGGUCUCUCUAGCAUACGGUAAUAAACUUGCAUCAAUCAUGUCAUCCUGCAGAAGAGGCAAAUGAAGCCAACACCGGGCAGAAGGUGAGGUAGAUACAAAGCACAGCCAAUUCCUCUGGUCUUGGGGCGGGGCGGGGGGGCGGGAAGGGGAUCUAACACCUGAAAGUGAAACUCAAUGUCUGUAUUAAUUCCAUCUGGCCUGCUUGGCCAGGGGGCACCUUUGUCUACAUGUACAUCAAAAUGUCAAGAUGUUUGAAGCCCCUUUAUACCCUGCAGUUAUAAAGCUUUCUGUUUUUCUUUUUUAACUAUUGUUUCUGGGUUGUUGUGCAAAAUGUUAAGUGUUUUGUAUGAUUAAAACUCCCAAAGACGGUUGGUUUGUUUUUUUAAAGGAAGAUUUACUCUAA
Pogona vitticeps (central bearded dragon) is the source of this 2602-nucleotide messenger RNA. It is a transcript of the gene SLC7A3, whose product is annotated as solute carrier family 7 member 3. Gene Ontology annotation, molecular function: amino acid transmembrane transporter activity. Lineage: Eukaryota; Metazoa; Chordata; Lepidosauria; Squamata; Agamidae. Gene Ontology annotation, cellular component: plasma membrane. The record is from RefSeq and is a predicted model, not a curated record. Gene Ontology annotation, biological process: transmembrane transport; amino acid transport.